Blastomyces dermatitidis ER-3 is the source of this 180-nucleotide messenger RNA. RefSeq lists its product as uncharacterized. Lineage: Eukaryota; Fungi; Ascomycota; Eurotiomycetes; Onygenales; Ajellomycetaceae. Bases 1 to 180 code for a protein of 59 amino acids. The transcript has a single exon. The record is from RefSeq and is a predicted model, not a curated record.
AUGCUAGAAUCCCCGUCUUCACAGCACAGUCAGCCCCGGCUCCACUCUUGGCCCUGCAAGGACACCCUUGCGGGCCGAGAAACUUCAGGCAACUCACGUCCCGGCAGCCAUAUGGCCAGCCAGGGAUCCGAGGAAGAUCCAGAUUUCAAUCCAGCUGGUUUGACUGAGAGGGUCACUUAA